Messenger RNA from Podarcis muralis (Common wall lizard), 924 nucleotides. Its product is annotated as olfactory receptor 6Y1-like. The record is from RefSeq and is a predicted model, not a curated record. NCBI's taxonomy places the organism in Eukaryota, Metazoa, Chordata, Lepidosauria, Squamata, Lacertidae. Gene Ontology annotation, cellular component: membrane. Gene Ontology annotation, biological process: G protein-coupled receptor signaling pathway. Gene Ontology annotation, molecular function: olfactory receptor activity; G protein-coupled receptor activity.
AUGGAAGAAACCAACCAGACAAAUGUCCCCUAUUUCAUCCUUCUGGGAUUUCCCAGCGCUGCAGAGCUUCAGAUUCUUCUUUUUGUCCUGUUCAUACUUAGCUACCUGCUGACCCUACUGGAAAAUCUCAUCAUCAUCAUAGUUGUUCGGCUGAACAACAGCCUUCACAAGCCCAUGUACUACUUUCUGUGCAACCUCUCUUUCCUUGAAUUCUGGUAUGUCACAAUCAUUGUCCCUAAGAUGCUGGCAGAUUUCCUCACACAAGACAAGCGUAUCUCCUUCCAAGGCUGCUUGACACAACUGUAUUUCUUUGUCACAUUUGUGUGCACUGAAUACAUCCUUCUGGCUGUUAUGGCUUAUGACCGGUAUUUGGCCAUCUGCUACCCACUGCGGUAUCCAGCUAUCAUGAGUAAUAGUUUAUGUGCUCGGCUCUCAGCGGGAUGCUGGACGUGCGGCUUAAUUACCUCUGCAAUCAAGCUUAGCUUCAUUGGUCGGCUGAAAUACUGUGGCACUGACAAGAUCAACCACUAUUUCUGUGACAUUUCACCUCUCUUGAAUGUAUCCUGCACAGAUUCUUCCAUGGCUGAGCUGGCAGAUUUUAUCCUAGCUCUUAUGGUUAUCAUGGUCCCACUCUGUGUUGUUGUGCUGUCCUACAUCUAUAUCAUCUCAACGGUGUUGAAGAUCCCUUCAGCUCAAGGCAGAAAGAAAGCUUUCUCCACCUGCAGUUCCCAUCUCACCGUUGUGGUGCUGUUCUACUCUACCACACUCUUCACCUACGCACGGCCCAAAGCGAUGUAUGCCUACAACUCCAACAAAGUGGUGUCGGUGCUGUACACUGUAGUAGUGCCUCUUCUGAACCCUCUAAUAUAUUGCCUCAGGAAUAAGGAAGUAAAAGAUGCACUGAGGAAGACUCUAUCAGUUUAA